Messenger RNA from Xiphophorus couchianus (Monterrey platyfish), 2916 nucleotides. RefSeq names its product interferon-induced protein 35 (gene ifi35). Gene Ontology annotation, cellular component: nucleus. The record is from RefSeq and is a predicted model, not a curated record. Bases 377 to 1444 code for a protein of 355 amino acids. The transcript has 8 exons. Lineage: Eukaryota; Metazoa; Chordata; Actinopteri; Cyprinodontiformes; Poeciliidae.
UAGCAGUCAGUCUCACAACGAUUCUGAAGAGGCCUCUGACUGAAGACUGUCGCCGCAUGUCAUUUGACUGUUAUUACAUGCUAACAUCUUAAUUUCAAGGGCAGCAGAGAUUAUAUUUGACAGUAAAAAUGUCCUGGAUGAAAAGAGCAGUUGUUGGCUAGCUCUGCUAAUCCAACUUGUUUGCUUUUGCUGCUCCUCUUUAAAUCUGUUUCUGGCUGUAAUUGAUUAAGAGUAGUUUAAGCUAUUGCCAUAAAAGUUGAGUUUAUUUGAAGCUUGUCUACAUUGUUUCCCUGAAGGUAAGCCGUUCUGCACAACGCUAAUGCUAAAACAAAUUUAAUGUCUCCGUUGAAUCUUUUCACAGCUUUUAGACGUUCAGAUGUACCAAAAAGUGACUGAUGUUGCUGUUUCCCCUCAGAAAAGAUACUCUGAUAUCCUGGAGGAGCAGAAGGAUUUACAGCUCUCCAUUAAGGACCGACAAGAUAUCACCCAAAAGUUCAAGCAACGCACAGAAAAAGUGACGGAGGGUCUGAGAAAAGACCAGAUCGCCUUCGAAGAACAGAUCACAGCUGAAAAGGCCAGGUUGGACGCCCUGAAGCAGGAGGACUGCGAACUCCAGGAGGAGUUACAGAGAAUCCAGGCUGAAAUCAAGAAGGAAGAUUCCCAAAACGCCCAACUGAAGGAGCGAGCGGACGUGUUCUCCAAGAUGCCGGAGAAGAAUUUCGUCUUCACUGGGAAGACGGGAAAGGCCGAAGACGUGGAGGAGUUUGAGAUGAAGCCGUACAUCAGGUACCCGAUGGAAGAGGGAACGGCGCUCAUCACGUUCGAGGAGGAGGACGUGGCGACGAAUAUUCUGGAAAAGAAGAGACAUAAGGUGGAUCUGGGAGGAGAGUGCCGCAUCAUAGUGGAGGCCCAGCCGGUUCACCUGCUGAUGCCCAGCCUGGUGGAGAUCGACACAGACAUCUGUCCUCACCGGAUUUUGGUGUCCAACCUGCCCAACAUGGACACGGAGAUGCUGCUGAGCAAACUGGAAAUCCACUUCUCCAAGUCCAAAAAUGGAGGCGGCGAGGUGGACUCCUGCGACUUCCUGCCGGACUCGGGGACGGUGGUCAUCGCGUUCGUGAUGGAGAACAUUGCAGAACAUUUGGCAGUACAAGAACACCAUAAAAUAGAUUUCAACAAAAACAAGCACACAGUGAGAGUGACGCCUUUCGUAAACGGAAAAAUCACAAACUUGAAGACCCAGACCUCCAUGUGCCCUCGGACCGUCCUGCUGACGGGAAUCCCGGACGUCAUGGACCGGGAGACGAUGCAGGACAUGCUGGAGAUCCACUUCCAGAAAAACGGCAACGACGGCGGCGAGAUCGAAGCCUUCCUGUACAACCCGCUGGGCCAGCAGACCCUGGCGCUGUUCGGCAGCGCCACCCCAGAACCUGAAGAGGAGUAGAAGAUCCGGCUGCUCCGAACUGACCGCCAGACAAACAUCUGCACUCUGUUUCUGAUGGCCCUCAGCCGAACUCUGUUCUGUUAUUUGUUGUUUUGGGAAUAAUCGGAAUGGUGAACGGUGCGUAACGUCAUGGUUUAGGAAACUGAAAGUCGAUCUAAUUUAGAUUCCCAGAUGAAAAUUAUUGUAAGUUUUAUCUAUAUUAGGCCUGUAACAAACGACUAAUGGAUUAUUCAGACGAUUAAUCGGAUUUUUACACGAUUAAUCGGGUAAAGACAUGGACACAUUCUGCUGAUUUUUCAUUUAACCACUUAAGUUUUUUUAAACAAUAUUAGAAAUACAAUAAAACACGAUGUCCAAACUAUGUGCUGGGGACCAUUUGGGGCCCUUGAAAUGCUUGUGUUUGGCCCCUGAUCACAAUCAAGAAUGGUGAAAACAAACAAAACAGAAAACAAUUGAUAUUCUUUUUUUUUUUUUUACUGUUGAGCUGGUAAACAAAAAAAAAAAUCGCAGUUAACAAAUUUUUUGCAUUUUUAAUUUAAUAAAUUUUGUGGCCCUCCAGUAGUUUAAAUUUGUCAGGGCAAGAACUUUGGACCAAUGCUUUAAAAAAUGCAAAUAAUCAAUUCAACUAAAUAUUUAAAGAAGAAAUUAAAUAUUUUAUUGCCUAAAAAGUGAUAAUAUAGCAGUUCUUUUGUGAAUUAUUGAUCAGUUGUAGCAAAAGAUGCAUCUGCAGCUAAAAACAAUACAUGUGAAAAUCCCAGCCUUUUCUGCUUCACUUUACAUCAGUAGGACUCAUCUGUUGAUUAAUUUUUGUUUUAAAUGAUUAACAUUUGUAUUUUUACAGAAUUUGAACCAGGUCAAGCUAAAACCGCCACUUGACAAACGCGUGUUUUAGUUUCUUAAAUAUUUUUUGGUACAGUUUAGGUUUAAUUACGGCCUUGAAUAUAUUCUUCUUUCAGUACUUGGACGUUUUUUUUUUUAUCUUCAGUUAGCGAUUAAUCAAUUUCCAAGUUAAUUGCCGAUUAUUUAAAUCGAUUAAUCGCAAUUAAUCGUUUCAGCCCUCACCAGGAAAAUCACAGACACCUGGAAAUACUGGUUUCCCCAUUUGAUUUCUUUGAAAUAAGUGAAUAUAUCAUGACAUUUUACUGUGUUUUGUAUCAUUUGAUGAAAAGAUUAUCUGGGAAAAUAUAUAUUUUAAUAACUUUAAUAAGGUCCAUGUACCGUACUCUGGCCCAGGCUGCAAAACCAAAUUCAUCGACCUAAAAUAAAAUUUAGUAAUAUUCCUACAAUAAUAAAACAUUAAUAGUUUGACAUGAUACUGUUUUGAUGGAUUAGUUUAUAUAAAAAAUAAUACGUAUUAAUGUAAUUAUGCUUUGUCAGAAUAUUUAUGCUGUCUCUUAGAUUUUGGAAAUGGAUUUCUCAAAUGUAAACAAGAAGGUUUGAAGAAUAUUAAAGUCUUGAUCAGCUUGGUUAAA